Messenger RNA from Tigriopus californicus, 1101 nucleotides. It is a transcript of the gene osp, whose product is annotated as protein outspread-like. Gene Ontology annotation, molecular function: actin filament binding. Gene Ontology annotation, biological process: actin filament organization. The transcript is spliced from 2 exons. The coding region runs from base 752 to 1093 and encodes 113 amino acids. Gene Ontology annotation, cellular component: actin cytoskeleton. The record is from RefSeq and is a predicted model, not a curated record. NCBI's taxonomy places the organism in Eukaryota, Metazoa, Arthropoda, Copepoda, Harpacticoida, Harpacticidae.
UAGCUACCUGGGGGCCUUAUUUCAAACUAGAUAUUCGUAAUGGUGGCAGUGAUGUCCCCUGUGACUGCCUCUCGACUCUCACUCCGUCAUGCCUAGGCAUGUCCAACUGCCUAGCCCGACCGACACUACUAACCUGUGGGGACAUUGUACGUACAACAUGAGCCUCACGACGGAACGAGUGUCUUUGGCGUGCUAAGCGCAAUCCUAUGGACGUCGUGGAAGUAGUAGUGGUGGUAGGAGUAGCAUAGUCGAUGUUGGAUACCUCAUGGAGAAUUUGGCGUGCGUAUAUCUACCUUCCACUCGUUCGUCGCCUUCCCCCACUUCUCAAGUGGGGGGGGGGUUCAUGUACAAUCUACUGAGCCCAUCUCAUCUGGGUUCCCGCAAUCUUUCUUCAUGUGGCUAGCAGGUACCACUAUUGCUUAAGAGACUACUGCUACUAUUCCCAGGUCCAUCCACGGCAAUCCCUACCACCACCACUACCGUCGUCAUCAUCAUCAUCACCUUUCAAGCAAGAAUUCUCCUCCUCCUCCUCUUCGUCGUGGUCGUGGUCAUCUUCUGCUUGUGCUUCUGCUUGUGCUUCUGCAUCUGCUUCUACCUCACCACCUCGACUCGGAUGGGACCCACCUGUUGACACGACGGACGGAUGCUCUAGCAAAUUGCCCAUCACGGAACUUGGAAGGUGGAGCAAGACAGAUCCAUCCAUCGAUCUUAGAGGCCCCUAGCCAAGGACGGGCACCCAAGAUCAAGGAAAAUGGGCCUAGGCGAGUGUCGCAAGUUUGUUCCCAACAUAUUCAACAAGCAAAAGUGUUCCAAUUGCUACAAGCUCAAACUUCAGCACUCCGAGGAGGCCUUGGAAGUGGCCAAGACAGCUCGCAAUGUGGCUCGAUGUGGCUACUUGUUCGUGGCUCCGGAUUGGGAUUUUACCAAUCCGGUGUACAGGACCAAACGGUGGCAAAGGAGGUGGUUCGUUCUCUUUGAUGAUGGCGAGCUCACCUACUCCAUCGAUGAUCAUCCGGAAACUGUCCCCUUUUGCGUGAUCGACAUGAACAAUGUGUUUGAAAUCACUUCAGCCGACGGAAUCACAGGUAAUUAAUGACUUUU